UGUGAUGUAACGAAGCCUCGUUUAUUGGAAUGACUGUGAGACGAGUUUCGAAUGAUUCGCGCAGGCUUGAAGCUGAGCGCAUGCAGAACUAAAACAUACAAUAAACCAAAUCAAAACUUUUAUUUUAAGGCCGUUUAUGGGAGUCAGGCAGCUGUAAACUGUGAUUAGAGAAAAUUGGGCUAGUUGUCCUUGCAGGCAAUUUUCAGUAUAGUAUUUUUGGACUGAUCAUUUUGAACACCGGAAACAAAGUAGCGUCUCUUUUUGUGAACUGUAAAUGUCAGAUGUCAGGAGAGCAUUAGCUCCGGGAAACGCUGCGAACUUAAGAGCCUCGUCUGACUGAUUAAAACAGUGGAUAGAGCCAUGAAGAUUUAUUGGAUUCUUGCACUAUUUCUAACUGGCACUUCCUCUGUUUCUGUGGUGCUGAAUCACCCAACAUCACUUCCCUGCGGCAACUGUGAAAACGUCGUGUGGCGUAAGAUCUUCCCCAUAGAAGCAACUGUUGCCGACUGCCAAAAGCGGAAAUGCAUCAUAAAAGAAAGCUUUCGGCAAAGAUUCAACGUCAUGCAUGAAGAAAACAACUCCCUAUUUCUCAAGUCAGCAAAAUACAAUGACCUGGGACAAUACGUGUGCAGUUGUGACGGCAUUGACAAGCAUGUUAACCUGGAGGUCGUAGUUCCCAUAAACGUGACUGUUGUUGAGUUGAGAAACGUCACUCUUCCGUGUUAUGCGGAUACUCAGAGCGGUGUCAGUGAUGUGACAUGGCUACACAAUGAAAAAAAAGCUCUGUACUACACAACAAAAGGAGCCCCAAUCCCAGGCCUGGGCUAUGAGGAGAGAGUAUCGCUGACAGAGGACGGAGACAGAGACGGUGAUGUGUCUCUGACCAUCACUGGUGUCCAACAGACAGACGCAGGAUUAUACCGCUGCUUCGUUCGAGAUGAGACGGCUAAAGGAUACCCACACGCCUACAUGCUGCAUGUGAUCAGUAAGACUAGAUAA
Messenger RNA from Cyprinus carpio (common carp), 999 nucleotides. RefSeq lists its product as uncharacterized. The record is from RefSeq and is a predicted model, not a curated record. Gene Ontology annotation, cellular component: external side of plasma membrane. Bases 361 to 999 code for a protein of 212 amino acids. Gene Ontology annotation, biological process: immune response; cell surface receptor signaling pathway; cellular response to lipopolysaccharide. Lineage: Eukaryota; Metazoa; Chordata; Actinopteri; Cypriniformes; Cyprinidae. The transcript is spliced from 4 exons.